AAUCAAUUGUAACUUCAACAAAUAAACUCUUCGACUUAUAUUAUUCGUGAUUCCAAUCCACUCUCUCUUUAAUUUCUAUUGAAUUUAUUCGUCCUCUGAUUUAUGUCCUCUGAUUUAUCAAUAUUCUAAGUUUGUCUAGGGAGAAUGUAUCCAUUUUAGGGUUGACUUCGUAUUUCGUAACUCGUAUCUUGCACUUGCAGCCGCCCUAUCAUCGAAACGCCCCCCUUGUUAGAGGGGGAUUGUCGCCAACGUACCUACUUUUAUACUGGUGCCUGCAGCCUAUCUGCUACUUAGCUUACUUCUAUAGUCGCCAAUCAAGUGUAAAUUCGGCCCAGAACAAGCCAGAAUUCAACGACACCUAGGCAACUUAUUGCAACCACAUCAAGGCUCAACUCACUUCCUUCUCAGGGGCUUUCGCUGUGGGGCCAAAGACCUACAUCUCUAACUAAGCCAGAUUUCAGCGUGCGGCGAGGCAGAUUUCCUCAAGGCAACAAGAUUAAUCUUACAACUCGGGUAGUUGUGAGACCUUGAUUAGUCGACAAGAAAUCAUCGUACAUCUAUUAAGCCUUCAGCGCACCAUUAAACACUCACCUAUUCUAGUAAGACAACUAGAAACUACACGGACAAUGGACUUAAUUCGUCGUGCCCGAGCUCCUAGAACAGCAUCUACCAAGGAAGAGGAAGACACUUCUGUAACUACGCUUCAUCGCCGAAAACCGCUGACUUUCAAGGAUUUACCACCGGAAUUACACCUACUCAUCAGUCAGCAACUCACGUAUCCUGAUGCACUAUCUCUCAAGCACACCAGCAGAUAUUUCUAUUACCUUGUCGACACCGGACUCGAGCUCAAGGUAGAUUGGUUAAUCGAGCGUCGGAGCUUGCAUUUGGAAUGUCCGAAUGACCGACGUUGUGAUCUUGGAAGCGAUCUAAAGUUUUGUAGAGGUAGUAUCAGGCUACUCAUGCAGCGACGCCGUGAACACAUGGAAUGCGAAUCGCGCCCCGGCUUAGGUUGUCUCGUUUAUGGAACGCAGAAAUGCGCACACCAACGGAAACUCAGAGUACGAAUUCAACGUUGGCUACGAGUUCGCUUGACUGUUGAAUUAUGGUGGAUUGUAAUGGCGUUAAUUCCCGUAUUGCUCGGAUGCCUCUGGGUAGUAGACUUGACAAGAUGGCAAGCGACGAGUUGAUUACAACUAGCGCAAUCGUUGCCUUCAGUUUUGAGUCAACUCAAACGAAAGGCACCUACACUAAGACCAGAAACGAUGGCGCCACAAAAGUGAUGAAGAAAAAUAUUCGCAUGAGGUGUUCAAAGAGUCCUAUAAUAUAAGUCCUUCUGAGAAGGGCUAACGAGUGUAUAUUAUUUUGAGAAAUACCCAGGAGGUUAUAGUUCUGAUUCGGAAUAUGAAGGAGUUAACUUCAGCUCGCAAGUUAUGGAAAGGAAAUAGUAUUUACAGUGCGAAAUCGACGGUAUCCCGAAGGAUUGCGCACAUGGUAUUCCCUCUAAUUUCAAGAUCUCACAUAAUCCGCA
Molecule: messenger RNA, 1528 nt
Organism: Hypoxylon trugodes
Lineage: Eukaryota; Fungi; Ascomycota; Sordariomycetes; Xylariales; Hypoxylaceae
Exons: 3
Coding region: 627-1187 (186 amino acids)
Molecular function (GO): protein binding
Source: RefSeq, a predicted model, not a curated record